GAGAUGACCCGGAGGAUCUCAAACAUAUCGCCAGCCUGUUGCUGGAAGCUAAAUAUCAAAUACAAGUCUUUGCCAAGCUGAUAGGCUGCUGAUAUCCGUUGUUGGAUUGGUGUGACAAGAUGUUAUGUCAUUCAAUGAAAGUUUGAAGUAAGCUAAACGCUCCACUUACAUAUGACAAAAGCUUGUAAUAUUUACAUUACAUCCAAUUUUUACAUAGGCUAUAAAUUAUAUAUUACUGAAUACAAGGCGGCUAGAAACCACCCACGGGACAAUGAGCUCCUUACGUGUACACUGUUUGGUAUACACGGGGAUAACGUCAGAGAGCUGAUGGUGUAACUCCACCUGUAUAGAGCUCGGUCAGCACCCCGUGUGGUAAUGCUCUAGCUGGGCCCUGGCCAAAAUACUCUACCCCAGCUGACAUGGACAGGAUCACAAUCAACGUCGCGGGGAAGAAAUUUGUCACUUAUUGGAAAACCAUUCAAAAACUUCCAAAGACAAGGCUCGGUCGAUUGACUCAAAGUUCGCCUGAAUAUGACCCCGACAUAAAUGAGUUCUUCUUUGACAGAGACCCGAAGGUGGUGAACUCGAUCCUGAACCUGUAUAGGACUCGCGAGCUGCACCUACCGUCUACCAUGUGUGGCCUAGCCCUCAAACAGGAACUCGAGUUCUGGGACAUCCCGGAGGAGAUGAUCUCCGAAUGUUGCUGGAAUAAAUACACCGAACAAAUGCAAGAGACACAAAUUUUGAACAUUUUGGAUAAAACAUUGGGAGAAAAUGGCACUUCCUCGGAGACUCACCCAUCUUGGAAAGAGAAAAUUUGGCUGACGAUGGAGAAACCGUUCUACUCCCAGACCGCCAAGGUAUGGAACCUCAUCUAUCUCAUCUUCGUCCUGCUGGCCAUAGUAGUGUUCACCCUGUCUUCAGUCCGGGAACUGCGGGUAGAGAGGCCAAACACCAACAGCACCAACACAACCGGCCCCUACCAGAGUUUUCGUACCCUCUUAGAGAGUGACUCCCACGUCAUUCUGUUCUACCUGGACGUGUCGUGUAUCGUAUUCUUCACCCUCGAGCUGCCCCUCCGGUUCGUGGUCUCACCAAGCAAGAAGACCUUCUUCCGCUCCUUCAUGAACCUGGUCGACCUUGCACUUGUCUUCAUAAUGUGGGGCUCAUUCUUUCUUGACGAGAUUGUAUUGAAAAACAACCAAUCACAGGAGGUCACUAUCAUCGUCAUUGUCCUCCGGAGUUUACUCUCUCUGCGAAUAUUACGUAUAUUCCACAUAGCACGCAGGUUUGACAGCAUGAAGGUACUGUUUCUCACUUACAAGGCAAGCAUCAAAGAAAUCUUCAUGUUGUUCACUGUGUUGAUUAUUGCCAUCAACAUAUUUGGAACACUGGCCUAUUUUGCUGAGGUGUUAGCAGAAACAAACACGUUUGAAAACAUCCCGGUUGCUCUGUGGUGGGCCAUAAUCACCAUGACGACUGUAGGGUACGGCGAUUAUUACCCGGAGUCCAUCCCAGGCUAUGUAGUUGGUAUCAUAUGUGCCCUGUCAGGGCUUGUGACGCUCUCCAUGCCCAUUGCAAUCAUUGCCACAAACUUCAGUGCCUACUACUCUUGCCUACCUGCAAGGAAACAGCGCCAUCGGAGAUGUGCCUACAUGCGUAGACACGGGGAUACAUUUGAAGUGAUGCGAGUUGAGAGUUACGAGGGUGCACACCAGACGGAAGGUGAGGUGAAGAGCAACGUUGCAAACGGAUCAAGUGUGACUACAGCUGGAAAUACUGCCGAUGAUAGUGGAUGUUCGUCCACUCACUUUUAAAAGUUUCAAGUUGAACAUAAUAGAUCCGCUGUUUACCCAUUUGAGUGCUCGUGAGAUCCGAUGUGAACUGCGGGACUGUUGCUUGUUCUUUCCACCCCGUCGCCCCCCUCCUCUCGGAAACACUUCCCUCUGGUGCCUGCCAUGAAUACAGAACGACUGACCACAUGUGUUUUUCCAUUGUGUUGAGUGAAAGUUUAUUGAACGUUGUGAUUGCCAUAAGGAGAUGGAUACACGCAUAUAUUUCAAAGGAAAGAACGUUAUUUACUUCCGACUUUUAAACCACGUGUACAAACAUGCAUCAGCUCACAAGAUACAGAUUGUUCCUUGUUUCACUGCUCACCCUUUUUGUGCAAUAUGUUUUAAAUAUUGUUCCAAUGUCUAUGCACGCACGAUUGCAAUGGUUGUGAUAAAUGUUUUAUUUCACUA
Messenger RNA from Haliotis rufescens (red abalone), 2243 nucleotides. RefSeq names its product potassium voltage-gated channel protein Shaw-like. Gene Ontology annotation, cellular component: membrane; voltage-gated potassium channel complex. The record is from RefSeq and is a predicted model, not a curated record. The transcript has 2 exons. Gene Ontology annotation, molecular function: protein binding; voltage-gated potassium channel activity. Bases 420 to 1817 code for a protein of 465 amino acids. Lineage: Eukaryota; Metazoa; Mollusca; Gastropoda; Lepetellida; Haliotidae. Gene Ontology annotation, biological process: potassium ion transmembrane transport; protein homooligomerization.